AUCUCUGACAGCAUCCUCCUCUGACACGGACGCGCACACAGCAGCUCAACAUUUGAGAAUACAGCUUAGCUUUCUGCACACAGAUCUCCGUGAAGAUACAUCCUUACAAUAUACAAUUGCAUUUAUCACCAUUAUUUCUCCACUGGACAUUGAUGCAUUUGCUUCAUCCGUCGCCGUAGCGGUCCUCCCGAUCGUUAUUGCCUUUAUUUCCAUCCUCUCCGUAUCCAAAGACUGAUCUACGCUUCAAGAUGGCUGAGUUGAAUUUGGGAAAGGGUCUGACUGCGGGGAAAGUGGCCAGCAACGUUCAGAAAAAACUAACGAGAGCGCAAGAGAAGGUGAGAGCUUUUCAGUGACACGUUAAUAUGUGGGGUAAAUGGAUACUAGGGCCUGAGAGGCUCGAAGCAGCAGUGCCGCAUCCUCCUCCAAGGCGCAGUGUCGCAUCACGACAUGACAAUUAUCAUGGCACUUUUACUUUAUUUCUGGAUGGAGACGUCCACUUUAAAAAAAAACAAUGAUGUACGUGUCAAUGUCACACAGCGGGCACGUUCAUAAUGCAGUGGGAUAAACCUUACAGCAGGCCUGCCUUUAAUUUAGCCCUCGACUGCUGUGACACUGGCACGAGGGAUCAAUUUCUCAGCAUGUGAGCGAGUGUGUGUCACUCCAAUGUUGGUUACAGAUACAACGCGUUACAUUUUGCAGGAACACAGCAUGAUAGUAAAUACAAGCCACGCUGCAAUGUGUAUCGGUUAGUAAUAUGAGGCCUGGUUUAUGCGUCUGUGCACCUGCGCGUUUGGCAUCGAAUAAAUGUUAGGGGGCGCUAUUUGUCUAUCAUGAUGCAUCAUGUCCUAUGAGGCUGAAAAGGCAGAGGCAGAAUCAAGGCAGUAAAUACAGCUCGUGUAAUCCAAGCAGUUAUGUCUGAUAAGAACACUUGAAUAUGUAUGUUUGGUAGAAAUUACAUGACACACACUCAUUUAUUUGCCAUGUGCUGUCCAGGUUGCUCUUUCUGUCAAUCAAAUUCACUUUAACACCUUUCAUUGUAACACAGUUUAGAUAUCAGAUUCAAUGUGCUGCUUUGCGACCCAUUCAUUUUACUCAUGAAGGCAAAGAAACCAUAUUUGAUUUGAAGCAUAGGAGAGAAUUUGUGUAAAGACAUUAAAAAGCUGAAUAUUCACCAACCCGUUCAGCAUAUUCUGCUCUGUUUAAUCACUGACCCUUCCUUUUGUAUUGUCACUGAUCAUUAAUGGCCUGUUAUUCCUUUUUGUCUGCAGGUUCUUCAGAAGCUUGGCAAAGCUGACGAGACCAAAGACCUUGCAUUUGAGGAGGGAGUGAUCAACUUCAACAAACAAUAUGUGAGUACAGCUCAGCGAGAGGCUGGGUCAUGUUUCUAAAAUCCUCAGAAAUCAAUGUGCCAUUGACCAAUAAUGGCACAGUGAAGAUAUGUCAGCUGCUGGAUCAACAGGCCUGUAACAUCUGCAUCUGUCUCUGCGCACUAUUUUGUUUUGUGUUGUAAGUAUUGUCUUUUGUGUUUCUCCCCCAGGCUGAAGGUAGUAAACUGCAAAGAGACCUUAGGGCGUACCUGGAGGCAGUCAAAGGUAACACACACCCUAACAUGUGAAAACUCAGACUGCUCCAUAAACACAAACAGGACACACAUUUAGUCAUUGAAAAAUGCACCUUGUCCUGACUUAAUCCAUAGAUUUUCCUCUGAUCUCCUUUGUGUGUGUGUGUGUUUUUGUUUGUUUUAGCAAUGCACGAGUCCUCCAAAAAUGUGCAGGCGUGUUUGGCAGACAUGUAUGAAGACGACUGGUACGGCAAGAGAGAGGUGGACUCCAUAGUGGAGGUCAGUUACACUGUUCAUGGAGGUCUUUUAAAUGCAGACAUUGCCUGCAGAUGUAAGGGUGUGAAGACAGACUGGAGGUCAAAACCACUUUGUUCUAUUGUCUAUGAGGUGAUUAAGUGUGUGCUAAUGCAUCAUAGCAGCUUCCUUUUCCAAGGGUAAUCACAGCUGUGUGAGAUUCUGCUCUUUGGAGUUUUCUGAAAUUAAUUCCUAUCAAAAUCAUACCUCACAGAACCCCCUCAACCUUCAUUAAGAUUAUUGUUGAAAUCAUCAUGAGCUAUUAUGAUUACCAUCUGCAGAAAGAUGGUAAUCUGCAAGUUUGCAGCACGAAGAUUCUGAAAAUUCUCAAAUUAGAAACAAAGCAACACACCAAAACCAUUUCAAGACUAUUUUAAUGAGAAGAGCUUCGUAAAUGAUCACUCUGUUUUAUUCUCCAAUAUUGUGUGUUUGUGAUUGUGCUCUGUACAAUUAUACUUAUUCCUGCUGCAGGACUGUGACGUGCUGUGGACUGACUACCACCAAAAGCUGGUUGAUCAUGCUCUCAUCUCCAUGGAUACUUACUUGGGCCAGUUCCCUGAUAUCAAGGUGGGUGGUCAGUGAAAACUCAAAUGAUGCCAAAGGAUAUUGUAGUGCUUGAUUGCUCCAAAAUUACAGACAAAAUGAGAGUUAAAGAGCAUCAGUGAAAGCAGGAAUAAGCUAAGCACUGUGUUGUUGUCAAAAAUGAAGAAACUGCAGCAUACUUUGGUUUCAUAAAUACACCUUUAAUGUGAAUAACACUAAAUAACAUAACAGAAUUAUUCCUCUUUUUUUGUAUCCAGGCUCGUAUAGCAAAGAGGGACAGGAAGCUGGUGGAUUUUGACAGUGCCAGACACAAUUAUGCUACUACACACAAGACCAAGAAAAAGGAUGGAGGCAUCAAAAUCACCAAGGUAAAACUACAUACAGCAAAGCUUUGUUUUCACUUGCUGUAUUUGUUAAACACUCUGACAUGAUGAAAGGGCUUUUUGGCACGCAUGGCUGAUAAAAUGUACUCAUAUCGAUAAGAAAUAAGAGCAUACCAGAGUGCUUGAUGCAUUUGCUCAUUAAAACUUGAUGCCAUAAGUUUCAGCUCACUGUAGCUUUCACUCAUGUUGUAAUACCUUGCUCACUCACAAAGCAAAUAUUAAAGCUGGAUGUAGAUGGUUAAGCUGCUGACUUUCUAGCCAGCAUAACGUGCCCCAGAUAGCCACACUUCUACACACCUUCUAGGCAUGGCUGCUUAUUGCAGGACAUCUUGAUCUUCUGAAUGAUACAUGUUGCCCAAAGACUCUUAAGCCGAAAACAUACAGGAUCUGUAUUGGGCGCAUUCCGUAUUUGCUGCGUAGAGCAGCAUUGGGUAUCGUAUACAGGAUGUGUAUUUGGAGAACCAGGAAGUAUUUCUCAUCUCCACAAACUCAUACACAGUCGGGAGUUCGCAUAUUAUGUUUUUAAUAUGUUUAAUGCGAUGAUUAAUGCGAAUUGGAAGCAUAGAGCUGCAAAAAUGGACUUGUUGCAUAUCUUUAGCCGUACUGCUCUCGAUACGAUGCUGCGACGGAGCUGAUACGUGUCCUGUAUGCUUUGCUGCAGUGAUCGGCAACCUCUAUGUUUUUGCCUAUAGAAAGCCCAAAAAGUAUCUGUAUGAAAGUUGCUCUUUCAGGUAGCCACACUUCUAUACACCUGCUAGGUAUGGCUGCAUAUUGCAGGACAUCUUUGAUCUACUGAAUGAUACGUGCCACCCAGAAUGCCCAAAAGUACCUGUGUCAAAGUUGCUCUUUUAACCAAAAAUCAAUCUACCAAAUACUCGCAGGUUCCUCUGUGAACUUAUUUAUCAAAUUGCAACUAAGUAAGAUCCCUACCAAAAUAACUCGUGAGGAUUUAAGGGUUACCAAGGUCCAUUUUAAUACUGCUCUGUGUCUAAAAAUAUGCCUCAUGGGUGCACAUAUUGAAUUUCAUCUGUCUUCCAGCCCUCCUCUUUGCUGGAGCGGGCCACUCCAGGUUGGGCUCAGGGUAUCUUGUCUGCACACAAUGUGGCUCAAAGCAGUCUGUCCAGGAGCCAGGUACAUGAAAAUCCUGCACACAUACACACAUGCAUGCACAGACAUGAAUCAAUCACAAACUUUUGUGCAUGUGUAUAUGUGCGUGUUUCAGGCAGAGGAAGAGUUGGAGAGAGCCCAGAAGGUGUUUGAGGAGAUUAAUAUUGACUUGCAAGAGGAAUUACCUUCACUGUGGAACAGGUCUGUAUGUGUAUAUGAGGGAGUCUGUGUGGAAACUGAUUCUCCUCUUAAUGUACUGCUUCUGUAAUUACGUUUCACUUACAUCUGUGCUACAUUUGCCUUGAGAGGACAUCAAAUUAAGUCAAGCCACUAACUCAAUCAAUACUCUCUCUCUGCUCUAUGCAGUCGUGUCGGGUUUUACGUAAGCACCUUCCAGAGCUUGGCUGGUUUUGAGGAGAAGUUCCACAAGGAAAUAAGCCGGGUAAGGCUUGUGUUUACACCUUCAUAAAAGCAGACUUUAGGGAAAAGACCAGAAACAAACUGAGGCUAAUAUCAGAUUGCAAUUGAGGAGAAAGGCAGACAAGAACAGGGUUAUCUACGUCAGCUGUGUUUGCUUUUAAGUCUGAUAAAGCUUGUUUGUUCCCCUCAGAACUUCUUGAAACCUAAUGCAAAGUCUGCCUUCCUUUGGCCUGUGAAACAUAAAUACUGGAUGACCUUAAAACUGUGUUCAGUGAGAUAAUCUCUUGUAUUGCUGACCAAGCUUGAGAGUAAUUAUUACAGUUUUUGAAUUUGGACACAAUUACACAAAAAGCUUGUAGCACUAGGCACAAUUAGGAACACUCACAAAAAAAACCAUAACAUUGUAUUGAUUAAGUCAUUGAAUGUGCUUGUGGACAGUAAUGCUUUUGUUGUAAUCCUGAUUGUCGUUUGUCCUCUCUGCAGUUGGAUCAGGAUUUGUAUGAUGUCUUGGUGAAAUUGGAAGGAACAGACCCAACCAGGUUAGUGAGCCAUGGUCAUCACUGUAGCAGCAGGAGAUUGCCUCAAGAUGGACUGUAUAAACUAUUAAUAUUGAAAAUGGAUUUUUGUUUCAUAUUCUUUUUAUUUCGGUUAUGAAUCUAGGCAGAUGUCCAGAUAUUUUUGCAGCAUAAUUAUAUAAUGAAGAUUAUUUUUGGUACCACAAAUAUAGACACCUUUAGGAGGUGAUGACGCUUCCCAGUUUCCUGAAAAACAACUGUCUAUAUGUCUUCAUGAAAAUGUAUUUAGUGCUAAACCUCAAACAUCAGUCACAAAUAAGGGCCUGUUUCCACUGAUUGCAUUGUUGUGCUUACAGUGCCUCCAACCACAAUUUCAGUGUGCAUCUUACUGUUGCUUACCUUUGCUAGGCUGCAGGAGUCAGUGUUUCCCCUUGCUUCUUCGCUUUGAUGGUGGUGGUGGUGAUGGUGGCGGGAGAUGAGCCAGUGCUGUUUUUGGGUGUGCUUAAGCUAGCAUCAACAAGAGAAUGUGCGGCAUCUGCAUCACUAAGUACUGUCUUUUUUAGGAAUGCAGAUAUUUUUUUAAUUGGGGUGCUGAAUAUUCAGGGACAGUUCGGUGCUCCAAGACUGUUUUUUUUUAUUGUUUUGUUGGCAGCAAACAUGAUGGAUAUGAGCCAGAACCCCGGGUUGUCAAAACCAUCCUGCUCAAAACUGGCAGGGUAUGAGCGGUGAGCACUCACGAUCAGAAUACCAGAAUCAGUGGCGCUGACAUGCUGUCCCUUAAACUACGCUGUGCGGGAUGUCGGCAUGCAUGUUUGUUGUAAGAUAGAGAGAGGAGCGAGCGGGUACAUUUCUUUUGGAUACAUUUUUCUCGAAAGUAAUGAAACGAUUGCGAGCUGUAGAGUCUGGAAUUGUGCAAAUUAUAUUUUAUUGGCCGUUUUGACAAAAAUAGAAAUUAAAUGUAUACAUUAAUCCACGAUUUCAAUUUCUGGUUUUGGAUCUCGUUGGCAGGACGGGGGUAUCCACUGGCAGGGCGGGGCACCCUACCAAAUACAUCAUAGGGGAAACACUGGGACUUAUUUUCUUAGUAAUGACUGUUUGUAUGUUUCAAAAUGCUGUGUAUACUUCAUGCUUGCUUUUAUUCAAUGAAAUUAAUAUAUUCACAAAGAAAAAGCGAGGUCAGUCCUCUUCCUGCAGACUGCCACUUUUGUUGCUGACAAAGUUGAUGUCUAAAGUCUGUCUUUGCUUUUAUUGAUUGAUGAUGGAAAAGUAAAACGAAAUAGUAAGUGUGACGGUGCUCCAAAAGUUGAACUAUUUUUAACUGAGAAUGCUGAGAGUGCAGCGAUGAAAACUAAAUGAUGCCAAGGGUGUUUUUGUGCCUAGGCGCUGAGCACUGCAAUCCCUGAACUGCAUUGGUUGUUCAGAAAAUAGGCAUUGCUAGCUUAAAAAUGUCAUUAGUGGACACAGGCCCUAAAUCUUCUCAGAAAUGUGAGAGAAUAAUUCAACUUCUUGAGAGCACAUUAGUCAAUAUGCUAGAUGAGUAUUGAAAUAACAAAUUUAAACUUUUUUUUUAAUCCAUAAACACAUUUAUUUCCCUGGUUGGAUGUUUUUUUUUUAUACCAAAAGAGAAACUUUAUUUUCAUGUCAACUCUCCAAAGAGUUGCAGCUAACAUGCCACUGAGAACUAUUUCAUUCUAUUUGUCAAAGCAGAAAAAAGCAGAAAAUACCACAAGGGUAAAACAUUGAUGUUUGCUGUCCUGUUUGUGCUGCAUCAAAAAGUAGUCUUGGAGGACAUGUGGAUGUAAAUUAUCAAUUUUUUUUUAGCUUCAGCAUAAGUUUUUCUUUUUUUUUUUCUGUAAAAUGACACUAAUAUAUCAAAGCACAAGAUAUCAAAGUUAAUGUCAUGCAUUAACCUGGAGCCACCCCUGAACAUCCCUUACAGAAAGACAGGUAGCCGUGGCGCCGCGUCAGGAGCAAAUAGGAGGUAACCAGCAGCAACUGUGGUAACAAUGGUGACAUAAAAACUUGUCUGUCUGUUGAACUGACCUGUUUGUCCAACUGUCUGUCAGUCAGACUUGGGAGAAAAGAGUUAACUAGUGCUUGGAUGUGCAAGUGGAUUUUGAGCGUUAUCUGAGAGUUAAGCACUCAGAGCUGCAAAUAUUCAAGAGCUGAGCAACUUGCAUGUUUCAUGCUGCACCAGGAAGGUAAACAGUUAGUGUGCUGUGGGAGUAUUGUACUGUACUGUACAUGGCUGGAUGGAUGGUCCUGUGUAUAUGGGAGCCACAGGGCAAACAUAUAUUGGAUGUAGCUGGGGUGCACAGAGCCCCUUUGUCUUUGUGCUUUGUGCAGUUUUUGUAAAGCUUUCAUACAAUGAUAAAGUAUACAGAUACACAACAUGAAACCACAAAACUAAAGCAGUAGAUCAAGCCAGAUCAGGAAAGCAGGACCAGUUUUUUGGCCCACAUUAUGCAGCUUUUCUGCCUUUGGUCUACAUUUUCCAUGUGAGGCUACAAAAGUAUAUUUAACUGAGAUCCACUUCCAGUCUUGUUAAAAUUGUGCUUGGAAGUAACAUCUAGCUACCAUGUAAAGCCCACUAAAAAACAACAUUUCCUGGUUCAGCAGGAAGCUGCAUGUGUUCAGCCCUUAAAUACCUGCAGAUCUGGGGCUGCUUUUGAAUGCUCUAUCACUGCUCGCUUCUGAGGAAACUAGAGGACGCACAAAAGAAGCCUGCUUGCAUGGGAUGGUUGGAGUAAAAAGAGAGGGAUGGAUAAGGAGGCCACUCACUUUUCUUGCAUGACAGGUCUUGCAGUUCCACCUUCUGCUUAGACUCUUGUAGAGCAUGCCUUUUUUAACUUAUCAAGCUGUGCUAGCUUCUAGCUGCUCUUUUUAACCCCUGCCAGACUUCCUCUCUCACCGUCUGUGAUCCUUGUUUGUACUUUCUCUGUAAUCAGUGUUUUUCCCUCUUUGCCCUCCCCAUCUCUCUCUCUGUAAUUCACUUAGUGGGAAAGAUGCAUCUAACCACACUCUCAGGCCAGGAGGACCACCGCCAAUCCCUAAAUCACCAUCCAAGGUAAACCCACUCAGUGACACAUACACACACUCAGGCUGUUUCUUGUAGUACUAAAAACACUAACCAUUACUCAGUAUCAUUUCAGAGCCCUUGAUAAAGUAAUAACUUACAACUGUAGACUGUAUCUAAGGAUGUUGAAGCCUCCUGGUCUGACCUGUGAUCCUUUUAACGGCCUGUGGGGGGAACUACCCUGGUAGCAAAAUUAGUUGGAUUGUUUGCAUGUAUGCAAAUAGUGACUCUGCAUCUCGGUUGAUUUAUUACCUCUGUCAACUUAUAAAGUAUGAUUCAAUUUGGAAAAAAAAAAGAGAUAAAGAAGGAUGCAUGACUUUUUGCACAGCUCUCUUGUAACUAACGAGUUGCAAUCAUGGAUAAUGCUAGAAAAACAGAGAAGUAAAUCCAACCUCUUGUCCAGCUAAGGGGGCACCAAAUGGAUGACACCAGGCCGGCUUUAACCACUUUUAAUUUAUGGCUACAAUUUACCUUAAAAAGCAAUGUUCAUUUCUGCUGAAAAAAAAUUGAUCUGAAUUAAGGAAGGACUUUGCUUUACUUUGCUCUAGGGAUGCACCAAUACUUAAAAUCAGGGUCAAUACUGAAACUGCUGCUCUAUCAUCACAGCCUAGCUACACCUCUACAUGUCUAUUUUUAAGUGAGCCACAAUAUUUGAAUUUCAGUUGUUGCUGGUUUUUCCCUCUCUUGAAUUGUCACUGAAGCAUUUCUUACUGUAGACCAUAUACAUCUAUGUAAAAGGACAAUAUAAGUUUUCACUGACCUUGAAGCCCAAAGAUUUACAGCUCCCCCUGUUGACAGGCUGGAGCAAGCACAUCUCAGACUUUCGUAAUGUUUUGGUUAGUUGCUGGUCUGACCUCAAUCCCACCAGCAAGGUUGCUUAUGUGUAUGUCCUGACUGCAUCAACUCAAUGUUAGUGCAUAUAGAGGCAGUCAUGUAGCUUGAAAUCCUCUUAAGUGUAAAUGAAGUGCCUUUCAUUCUAUGAACAGUUAGUGUUUCUCAUUGUUAUUUGACUGCAUGUCAAAGAUCCUUCUCAGACACACUGUCCAUAAUUUCUUUUACGUCAGUCCAUGAAAACAAAUCUGAGUUUGUCUAACAGAUGACUGUUCAAUAACAUCCCCGUCGCCUCUGAAUAAGGAGUUGGGUACACUAUCUUGACCGUAUUCACAAUAUAGUGUAACUAUCAUGUCAAGCCCUGGUAUAACAUUAUGCAAGACUACAUCUUUUUAUAAUUUUCUCCGACCUAGCUAAGGCCAGCAGUGCCUCCUCCACCAAAGGUGACCCCGUCCAAGGAGAUGAAAACAGAAAACAUCAUCGGACUGUUUGAUGCUGCAGCCACCCCUGAUAUCAGCGUCACUUCACCAACAGAGGUCAGUAAGCAGCUACUGUUGUCAAACAGGCAGAUCGACUUUUUACUCUCCUGGACAGGUCAGAGCUUUUCAUAUUUCUUCUAUAGGCCUGUCUCCCCCUGCUAUUCUAUUCUAUUCUAUUCUAUUCUAUUCUAUUCUAUUCUAUUCUAUUCUGUUUCAUUCUGGUCCAUCCUUUUCUAUUCUAUUCUUUUCUAUUCUGUUCAGCUCUGUUCUUUCUAUUCUAUUCAGGCCUUUUCUAUUCUAUUCUUUACCUUACUAUUCUAUUCUAUUCUAUUCUAUUCUAUUCUAUUGCACCCAGUCAGCCAAUGAGUCCUCCUAUUCCUGUUGUUGUCAGUUUGACAGUCCAGCAGUGAGCAGCCUAUUGGACAUGGACCUGGACUCUUUCAGUGCAGCAACUAAAGCCCCCACGGUCACACAGGUGGACAAAUUAUGGCAUGAAAACCUAGAUUUUAGAGACCUUUCACAGCAACAAAUGCCAAGCUUUACAAGGGGUUUGAUCUUUUAUGCUGAAAAAGUUUCAAGUUUCCGAUAAUGUAUAAGUUGAAGAGAAAUUUUCAGGCCUUUUUUUGAUUGUUGGGGGUUUCCAGUUGGUAGUCUAGAUUUUUUAUAGAUAUUGAAGUAAGUUUUAUUCAGUCUGGAUAAAAAUGAAACCACUUGAAAAGCUUGGCAGAAUUUGAGGUGUUACCUGCUCUGCUUUUUUCCAACUUACCAAACAAGAGGUGGAUGACAGCAUGAUGAUCUGUAGAGCCCUGCUUUAGAAAACACUUUCUCCUGCUUUAGCACUAUCCACGGGUCACUUAUGGCAUGAAUUGUAGACUAAACCCUGCUCUGCUCUUACUUUCUUCUUUUCAGGACUGCUCAGUAGACUGUAGUGGGACUGGAAUGAUAUGAGUUGAACUUUCAUGAUACCAGCAUCUACUUGAGUUGCCUAAAAUUUACUGGAUUCUGAGAGGAUGGGAUCGAUAAGUUCUCAGUUAUUCCAUGCAGGAUUACAAUAUCUGACAGAGGAUUAGCAUAUUCCCUUCUCUACACCUUGGCCCAUUUAAUUAGUUACAGAGGUACAGAGCGGGUCAUUUUGUAACAGAAAAUAUAUGGAAAAAUAACUUCAAAGAUUUGCUGUAACUUACUUUAUCUGAUGACUACUUGGUGGUACUGGUUUCAGCCACUGCUGAUGGUCUUGUUUGCUUUUUUAGGUCACAUUCAAGCACCAAAAUUGAUUUCAGUCAGUUUCAUUACAAGCUAAAAAUUUCUAAUAGGAGCUUUAACAGAAAAACUGUCAAUCACAGACUAAGACACAAUGAUUUCUUUUGAGUUUUUACUCUUCUCAGGUCUUUUCCUCUUGUGGCCUCUUUAAACAGGGUAUUGCCUGAGUUGUUUUGUUGGAGAUCUUCUGCUAUGGGCUUGUAGUUUUACAGCAUGGGACCUGCACCGGAGCUUUCUCGGUAGCCUUGGCCAGACCUGUGUGAGGAGUUUCCUUUUCUCUUUUAACUCUGGUCUUUUUUUUCCUGCAGUCUGCAAACUGGGACUCAUGGGUAAGCGUAUCAACCUCAGCUUAUUACAUUUCCAAUCAGCAAAAAACAAAACAAAACAUAAAUCAUAGUGUUUCUGUAAACCCUUCAUUGUGCUCAUGUUGACCAUCAUUCACGUUUUGAUGUUAACAUUUGUUUAUACAGCCCUACUCUGAAAAUGCAUGCUGCUCCAUACCUAGAGUUUGCAUGCUGGAUUUCUGAAGUUUUUUGUGGUUCUGUGUCAUUCGUUUGUCCAAGAUCUGUUUGUGCGUUGAGUGUGUGUAUGCAGUGCUUUAUGUGACAACACUAAACACUGAGACUGUCGUACAGCACAAAUAGAACUUGGGGUUUUGCAAGGGACAGUUCGGUUUCAAAUAUGACAUCAUGUUAGAGUAUCAGGGAAUAUUUGUGACUGAACUGAUCUGUUUCUGUUUUGCCCUUUAUCCCUGUAUGUACAUGUUGCACAACAUGUAGCUUCUACAUGUUAGCUAGAUGCUCCAUGUGACACACAGGGAACAGUUUUGUUGAGGAAGUUGAGUGAAGUUGCUCAUGUUUUCAGUGGAUUGUUUCAUAGUAAUGAGACUGGACAGAUCACCAAACGUAGCCAGUGGGCAACUUUCUUACAACUUGACAUCCUGACCAUUGACUAACCCUUUGUUCAUCCUUAUUGCUGUAAGAGAGAUGUGUCAAAACAAAUGUUAAGUUCAUCUUGCUUUGAGACAAAGCAGUGAUAGCUCAGAGAGAAACGACACCUCUACUCUUACAAAGCUUCCUCCCUCUUUCUCCAUCUGAACAUAGCCGUGGAAGUACACAUCAUGCUUGCAAACCACAAACAGAGGAUCCAGCAUCUAUUUUCUGAUGGGAAAAGGCUGACAGUUUUUGCGUUUCUGCCUUAUGCUGCCACCCUUGCCUAUCUGCAUCUUUGUUUUUCUUCUUAAUUUAACCAAACCUUUUCUGCAAGGCUGUGCUCUUCUUCAUCUAUUCUCUUGGGACCUAUGACGCUGAUGUUAAUGAUGAUGAUGACUUCCUAAUAAUGCUGCUGAACCCUUUACAUUGGUCUCCAUGGCAUCUUUUGUCCCUGUUCCUCCUCAUACUUUGCAAAAGUUAUCAAUUUUUUCCCUUUAAUAUGCCAAAUAAGUUCAAUCCCCUGCUUCAUGCCAAUUCCUGAAACCCUCCUCCUUCUUUAGAUCCCCAAAGCCAAUCUUCUUGAGCUAGUGACACAUAACUACUGCUAGUUUUUAAACAUUAAAACCUGUGAAUAAAAUGCUAACACCAUGCUUACACAGCAAAUUAAAGCAUGCUAACGGUGGGUAUAACCAUAGACUUUAUAUACAGUACUACGGACAACUUGGUUCUGCCUUCCGUCAUUACAUUCCGUGAUUUCCUCCCCUUCUUGGAACCACCACUCGUGUAGUAGUGUUGUAUGCAUUUGGCGGGAGAGUCACCAAGAGUUGCUAUGAUAAUGCUCUGCUCAAACAGCUUAUUCCUUGGGUGAGCUACGCAAUCUUCGUACGCCCAUAGGCUGUAUCAAGUGUCAAUCAUAGAAAACAUGACCCCCUAAAUAACUUUUAAAAAUGGAGCUGUACGGAAAAAAAGAGGACUUAGUCUUACAGUAACUAUGGAGUCCAUAGCUCCAUAGGGAUUGCUGGAGGAGGCAGGAUUUAUGACCUAUACUGCAGCCCAUCAAAGGGGGUGCUGUUCUUGCAGUGGCUUCAUCACAAGGAUGCAGACAGCGUCUAUUCUAUAAACAGUCUAUGGAUGUAACCUUUGCUUUGGUCUAAUCUUAACGUGUGAAUGUUUGCUGUCAGGUUGUCAACUUCAGUAGUGAAGACCUUGAACAGGUGUUGGCAUUAGGGCUGUCAGUUUUUCCCAAAAUGGACUUUAAUAUUGAAAACAUGAUGUGCAAAUGUUAGGGUAGAUUUCAAUGUUGCGGUUUUAUCGGUCAUGGCUUUUUUGCCAUAAAUCAGGCAGUCAUACAGGGUUGAUCACUUACUGUUGCGCCUCCUCCUCUGCCACUGCUGCGUCACAUGAGUGGCAGGCCAGCAGGUGAGCCCACAAAUUUGUCGCUGUUGACAAGCAAGAAGUCGACAAACAGCUAUCUUCUUGUUGUUUGUACAACCCAAUUAGUUUACUGAGGUGAAGAGUGCAUGGAUUAGCUAAUAAGAAUGCACCCUCUACACUACUUCAGGUGGCCUGAUGCGCUGGUACACUGUAUUACUUUGAAUGGCUCAUCCCAGUUCGAAUAUCAACUUUUCCCCCAGACCUUAAAUGUAGAUUUGAUGUUUAAAUAAAAGCAAAAGCCCUAAAUCACUUGAUUAAUUCAGGUAUUGGAAAUAAAUUAUUCCGGUGAGGGAAAAAAAUGUCUUCACACAAUCUAAAUGCAAUCUAUCCAAUAACUCUUAAUAUGCGGUUGUGCCUGAAAGGCUUAGCAAGCCAUGUCUAUAGCCUUAACAUUGCAUGGAUAAAUAUAUAGGAUAUUGUCAAAGCACAUUUAUAUUUAGUUUAGUUUAAAAAGUAUAUAUAUUUUUUUGCAUAUAAAAAAGGUAUCCCCCCCAAUCUCUUAAGAUAUAUUCGCUGAUAUGAGAUGAAACCUGUGUUUACCUUGAUCGUACCCAUUUAAAUUUCUGAUAAAUUUCCUUUUCUCUUGAUUUUAAAUGUAUUUCAUUUUACCCUAAUUGUAAAGUUUUGUGGUUCCUCUCCUCAUGAGUUGCCCGAAAAAUCUUACAAAUAACCUUGAUUCUGAUGGUCCCUGACUCUCAGUCAGAUUACCCCUCUUGACUUCCCUAUCUUUGUCCCCUGACAUUUCCCCAGCCAUUGAUUUCUGAUGCUCUUACAAAGCAUACAAAGUAAAAUAUGUCUUUUGACCUCUGACCCCUUGAAACCCGACCCUUGCCCCUCAGCAUGAGGACAGUGGUGCCCAGGAAGAGGACAUUACGCCGCACUAUGACCCUGUGGCUGCUGCUACAGAUGCCUGGGGAGAUGACGGCUCACAGCCUGUACGCUAUGACCCCAUUGCAGCUGCCACAGAGGGGUGGGGGGAUGACGGGACCCAACCCGUUCACUAUGAUCCUUCAGCUCAGGAGGAAGAGGUGGAUGAUGAGAGUCAGAAAGCUCAUUACAAUCCUGUUGCUGAAGCCCAGAAGGGCUGGGACGAUGAUGAGAGCCAGCCGGUCACAGAGGUGCCUGAUGAAACAGCUGCAGCCGAGGCUCCAGCUGAGGAAGAAACACCUGCUGCUGCUGCAGAGGAGGAGGAGGAGGAGGAGGGUCAGGUAACUACGGAGAGAAAAAAUGGAGAGAUGCAUCUGGAAGGAAAUGGUGGAUGCAUCAGUGUUUGAGGCAGAGGUUUGAGCAUGGGGUUCUGGAAAGAAAAAGUUGAUAUAGAAAUGACUUGUAAGUGAGAGGUGGAGAAAUCUUGAGAUGGAAAGAUUUAGGAUGCAUCUGGACCAACAGCAUGGAUGCAUCAAGCUGAUGAUCACUAACUGCUUAGAGGAAGAGAUGAGUAUAGAGGCUCUUAUUAACAUGCAAAAAGCUUAACAGGUAUGGCAACUGUGCAAUUGUAACAAGCUUACUGUCAAUCCAACAACACUGUGUAGUUACAACUUUACUGUUGAGGCUGUGUGGCUUGUCUUUUUGUCUGUCUUUGUCUGGUUUGUCUCUACUCUCCUUUAUUUUCCCUCCUGCCUGAGUUAAUCUGAGUAUAAUCCCCUGACCUCUCUCUGUUAUUAUGUCUGUGCUCUCAGAGUGAUUCAGCAGCAGCAGCUGCUCCAGCAACAGAGGAAGAAGCUGCAACAGAGGAGGUGAGAGCAGAGGAGUUACUGUAAUAUGCAUGACUGUUGGGAUUUCACUAAGACGAUGAUGUAAAAUGGGUUUAUAGAUAAAAGGUAGUAUUUAUCUAAUAGUUUGAAGUAAAAUAGUUUGUCAAGCUCUAAAACGAAACACUUACUUAAGAAAUAAGACUUAUUUUGCACUUUUGAUACCUCUUUUUUAGGAGCCUGCAGCAGCAGUAGCAGAAGCAGAAGCAGAAGCUGAAGCAGAAGCAGAACCAACAGAAGCAGCUUCAGAGGAGCCAGAUUUGCCACCUGGUUUUCUAUUUAAGGUAGAAACAGGAUCUAGGUUAAAAAAACAGUAGGAACAUAAAAUUAGCCUGUUUGAAUCAAGAUAACUGAUAUUUGUGUUUUAAUGAUAUAGGUCCAGGUGAUGCAUGAUUACGCUGCCAAUGACACAGACGAACUGGAGAUGAAGGCUGGCGAUGUGGUGCUAGUAGUCACCUUUGACAACCCUGAGGAACAGGUAAAUAAACACUCACAUCUUUACUGAUGUGUUACAGAGAUAGUGAGAUAAAAUAAUAUUUGUUUGUUUGCUUCCAGGAUGAUGGCUGGCUGAUGGGAAUAAACUCGGAAGAAUGGAAACAGAAGAAAGAAAAUGCCGCCAAAGGAGUAUUCCCUGAAAACUUCACCCAAAGGCUGUGAGAGAGGAGGGCAGGACGUCAUUCCAGCUACUUUCUAUGUCUCUCUUUCUCUUGCCCCAAAUGUACCUUCCCUCUCUCCAGCCCUGAUACUGUAUCUUCAAAAGGACUUUGGCCAUAGAAGCAGAGCUUUCACAGCCCGGGCUGAAGUCGUGCAUUUCUAAGGUCUGCUACACUGUGCGAAAAGCGGAUCUUGGCAUUUCUGUGGCUUUCUGCCAACAUGUACCCAUUACAGAUGUAGCCAUUUCAAAAGCCCUACUCCCUGUUGAAACCUCUGCUAGAGGAAUAUUGAUCAUAUAAAAUAUAGAAUACGCAGGGAUGGGUGACUCUGCAAUGGCUACUGCAAAAUAAUCUUUAAUUCUUACGUCAUGGCUCAUUUUAAUUCCUCUAAGGCACCUUCAUAAAAGGAAAUCAACUAAUGAGAUGUGCUUCUGGAAGAUAUAGGACAGUGCAGAAGAAGGAAGAUCAUGCCAAGUGUAGCAGUGUAGUGUAAGUCCUCAAACUGUUAAGGAUGAGUGCAUGUGAUUACUUAAACCAGGUAAAAGGAGCAUGAACAGGUCCUCCUUAAGUUAAGAACCUCUCACCUAGAAGAAUAACACAGACACAAGAUAGUUGAAUUUAAACCAUGUAGAAAAUGAAGAGACAUUUACCUCCAUCAAGUUUGUUCUUCUCAGGCACACAGGUUUGGUUUGUUUUGCACAACCAGGGAUGAGUAACUAGAAGAAGGACCACAAACAGAAAAAAACUGAGAUUUCAAGAUGAAAAUCAUGAUAUUAAGAAAAUAAAGCCUUAAUUUUGGGAGGAUGAAGUCCUCAGAGAAUCACCUUUUAAUAAAUGAGAAUAAAGUCAAGAUUUUGCAAGGUGAAAGUCAACGUCACAAGAACAUUUUUUUAAGAAAAACAUCAUUAAAUUACUGUCUGCCUAUCAUACCUAGUUUCUCAAACAGUCUGUCCUAAAUGCUGGUUACUCUCAUUCUUCAUAUUAGUCACAUAUUUUUGCAUGACCUUAAUAUACACCUUUUACUUUUACAAUUGUGUCUCCAUUCUUGUAAAUCACAGCUUUAUAAUCAUGUCAUUGCAACAUGUUUUUAAUUUUAAUAACUGGAAAGAUGAGCUUUAUCAGCGACUUUAUUCUCAUAAUUUAACAACUUCAUCCUUGAAGUUUCAGUUUUUUUUCCUAAAUGUGACCCUGGUACUUUGUUGUAGUUUUGUCAUCUGUGUCCAUUUGAUGAGUUUUGAUGGGUCCCUUCAAUCCCGGCUUUAGAUAAUUAAUAUUAUUAGCCAUUUACCCAUAGACACCUUGGGAUUUGCUGCUAAGCCCUCUGAAUUCACCCCCUUUCUGCUCCAUCCUUGAUAUUAACUUGUGAAAAAAACGGGCUCAUGGUUGUUGUGUUUGUUUAAAUUGAUGGUUUAAGUCACAUGAACCCAAAAUUGAAACAAUAUGCAGUUUACUGGUGAUUUGACACCAACGUUGUCAAGGACUACUGAAAUGUUUUUAAAAUCUUAACAGAAUCGCUGGUCUUUGCCUGUAGAGUAGAAAAACAUGAGUGUUUUGAUUUGUAACAUUCAUGUUUUUUAAUCCUUGUGGUGUGAUUUUUGAUGGAGUGAGCAUGAGAAGGAACUUGAUUUAAUUCUCUUAUGAUGGAGUCCAAAUAUGCACUAGCCAGGUGUGCUUGAUAGCUUGCAACACACUACAGCGAUCAUAGCUGCCACUGGUAGUAUAAAUGUUUGACAAGUAUGGCAACAUCCCUAUUGCUACUCAAAUAUACAGUAACUGAGCCAGCCUCAUCCAGUUUUAUAAAAAGUGUGCCGAAAAACAAUUCCUUCUGUUUGCAGAGAGACGACUUCACUCAAUGCAGAUGAUUCAGAAUAUGCACCAGAGCAACUUCUUUUAUUUUUCUAUGCUGCCAAGCAAUGAUUACAUAUAGCCUAAUGUAACUAUGUCAAAAUAAUUGCCAACUUAUGACGUACUGGAGUGUUUUGUACCUCUGUCAGGUUUACUGCUCGAAACGUAACCGCUUACUGUAGGUAGUUCAAACUAUCUCACAUUCAGCCAGUGGUGGAGUGGCUUAACGUGGGAUAGCUUCACAGUCAAUCAUUCAGUCAGUCACAACUCGAACGAUAGUCACAGUUAUCAUGAUGUUAUUAACAUGUAACAAGCGUGUGUGAAAAUGCUUGUGUGUGCGUUUGUAUGCGUGUGUGUUUGUGAGUUGUUUGGAAAACAAAUUCUUUAUCUAUAGGCUAUCGUUAUUGGACGAUGUCACCACCUGCCUACCAGGCGAUGAGGUUGUCCAUUUUACAGGAGUUUUUUUUGUCUGACUGGACAAAGACCACUCAAACGUAUUCGGGUCUUCUUCCACUGGCUGGUAUUAUGGUUCCAGGUGUUCUCGUGCAUUUGUUGUGUAUAAGUGUAAUUUUGCCAAGCUGUGAUGACAGAUACAUAUUCUAUAAAGACAUUCAUAUCUGUAUGUGAGUUACUGUGAGCAUGCUGACUUCCCAUGUGUUGUUGUGUGAACACCCUUAAUUUACGACAAUGAUACUUGGGUCACUUUUGAGGCAGUGAAAACCGGCAAUUUUUAUUUACAUCCAAUUUAGGAUAGUCACUCCUGUUCAUCUUUGCAAUGAGGUUGGUGGGCUGGUUUAUAUUAUUUAUUUUUCCACCAUUCCCUCUCAAAUCAGCCCCGAUUAUGUUGCUGGUUGUCCAUCAGCUUUGCCUCAAAAUGUUGCCAGGGUAUCGUGGUCCAAACAGAGAUGAAGGUAAUUGCAAGGGGACGGGACACAGAGAGAAUAUUUUCAAACUCCAGACUCAGGUGGACAUGUUUUUGUAAUGGUUUGGAGUAUUUUACCACUUUACUAGAGCAUGAUCUUUUUCAGAUGUAUGUAAAAAGCCUCAUGUGAAGGCACCACCUGCAGAUAUACACAUAAACCAGUCACUUUCAUAGUUUUAUUUUUGAUUCAUUUAAGGUGGUGAGUGUUUCACCUGGGUCUGGUUCUCUAUCUGUCCUAAUGGAUGAGUCUCCUCCAAUGAGCUAUGGGGUAUGACAAAAUGUUUUUCCUGUACCUAAACGACCAAUAAUAAUAAAGAUUACCUAGAAUCUCUGUUGUUUGUU
Messenger RNA from Xyrichtys novacula (pearly razorfish), 18348 nucleotides. NCBI's taxonomy places the organism in Eukaryota, Metazoa, Chordata, Actinopteri, Labriformes, Labridae. The record is from the annotation of a GenBank genome assembly.